GUGGCUUCUCGGGCGCUGACGUUUGCCGUCAAUCAGGUUCUGUUGAGGUUCCUAUCACCAGAGUUAUUGGGCGUUUCAGCUCAACUUGAGCUCUUUUCCAUCUCCGUGUUGUAUUUUGCGCGCGAGAGUCUGCGUGUGGCUUUACAACGGCAGGCACAAGGAACGCAGGCAGUCGUCAACCUUUCAUAUUUGGCUGUCCUGUUCGGCACGCCUCUGGCGUAUCUUCUCGCGCUACUAUGGCUGCGAUCCGAUACGCCGCAUGUUCCGUACUUUGUGGAAGCGUUGCUUGUGUAUUGUCUGGCCACGUUCUUGGAAUUGCUCAGCGAGCCGGCAUUUUCGGCUGUACAGCAGAAGCUGCUCUACAAGGUUCGAGCAUCGGCUGAGAGCUCUGCUACUUUGCUGCGCUGCAUCGGUACAUGUGGCUCAGCGAUCUUGGCUAGUCGAGCUGGUCUAGACAUCGGAGUCUUGCCAUUCGCUAUCGGACAGUUGGCGUACGCCUUGGCUUUGCUCAUCGUGUAUUCGUACAAAACGUGGCCUGUUGCGAAGAAUGAUGGCUUUUCGCUGUUCCCGGAAAGAGUUCCAUCAACUCAGGAGAGUCCGACUUUGAUAAACUACUUCUCGGCUCCUCUUUUGCGACUGACUGCGUCUCUUAGUCUGCAAUCGGCUCUGAAGUACGUUCUCACCCAGGGGGACUCUCUUCUUAUAACAACAUUGGCAUCUCUCGCGGAUCAAGGCGCCUAUGCGCUUGCCUCGAACUAUGGAGGCUUGAUCGCACGCAUGCUUUUCCAGCCCAUCGAAGAAAGUAGCAGGAACAUGUUUGCAAAACUAUGCGCCAAUGUAGGAUCGUCGCCUGGAACAGAGAAGAAAGAUCCGAAGAAGUCAAAUGAACAAAAGGACAACCUUGCGCAAGCUUCUAGAGUCUUGUGUACCAUACUUCGUCUUUAUGGAAUCAUCUCCUUGUUUGCAGUCACACUGGGACCUGAACUGGCUCCGGUGCUCCUUUCCAUCGUCGCAGGGCAAAAGUGGUCUGCGACCUCGGCUUCAAAGGUGCUGUCAACGUACUGCUACUACAUACCUUUCCUCGCUAUCAACGGAGUGACUGAGGCUUUUGUAGCCGCGGUGGCCACCAACAAAGAGCUAUAUGCACAGUCCGUUUCCAUGGGCAUCUUCUUCGCACUCUUCGCAGGCAGUGCAUGGUUCUUUAUUGGGAAGCUUGAGAUGGGAGGCAAUGGCGUGGUGCUUGCAAAUACAGUCAACAUGGGUCUGCGUAUCGUCUGGAAUACUUGGUUCAUCAGGAGGUUCUUUUGGAGCAACGGCUCCGAGUUCAAUGUACUCGAGACGCUGCCUUCCCUUACCGCGGUGGCACCCGCUGCCAUCAUACCUACAUUGAUGCGAACAAAACCUGCAAUCGGAUUUGUUGGAAGGUUCGGCGUCCUUGGAGACCUAAUUAGUAUGGGUGCAGUGGCCGGUAUCUACGUUCUGCAUGUUCUUUUCUUCGAGCGGCAGUUUCUUGUUGACUGCUAUGACACUUCCGCCUUCGUCACGGCCGCGGGCGUUGAAGGUUCCUUCCCAGGUUCAUGGUCAUCACCUUGUAUGAUUGGUCGGGCUGCUAGUGCCGAAGUUUUCCUUCGUGCAAGCAGUGGGACACCCCGCUACGUCACCACGAACACAGGAAGUUCACCCCAGAAAACACUGCGCAUCACCGGACACUGUCGCUACAACCUCUCAAGUAAUCUGGGGCAAAUCUGGGGAACCUGCGCUACCAAAAUGGUCACGACAGACGAGUCAAGACACCUCCAUGGGUUGGUUGACAUGGGCAGUAAUGGCAUCCGCUUCUCAAUCACCGAACUGACGCCAGGGACACAAAGAAUUUUGCCGACUGUGUAUCUGGAUCGGGCAGCUAUUUCAUUAUAUGACGCUCAAUACGAAAAUGGCCAAGUCGUGCCGAUUCCAGAAGCUACGAUCAAGCAAGUGGUCAAGUCCCUGUUGCGUUUCAAAGCGACGUGUGAAGACUUCGGCGUACCCGAGAAGCAGAUUCGCAUUGUAGCUACGGAAGCUACCAGAAAAGCUAGCAAUUCUGAGGACUUUCAAAAUACGAUCAAGGAUGCUACUGGCUGGACCGUUCAACUUCUGUCGAAAGAGAUGGAAGGCCGGGUCGGAGCGUUCGGUGUAGCAAGCUCAUAUCAUAGGCCAACAGGGCUCAUGAUGGACCUAGGUGGAGGCUCUACGCAGAUCAACUGGAUGUCUAGUCGGGUCGGUUACGAUGAAAUUGAAAUGUGCGAGAAAGGAAGUGCAAGCCUUCCGUACGGUGCUGCUGCUCUUACGAAGAGGCUUGAAGAAGCAGGCUCUCCCGACAGCGAUGCUUUCAAGACGUUCGAAAGUCAAGUUCUCAUGGACCUCAAAGCUGCAGUUCGAGACAUAAAGAUACCACAGCAUCUGCUUGAUCGUUCACAUUCACCCGAAGGCCUUUCACUCUAUCUGUCUGGCGGUGGCUUUCGUGGCUGGGGCUUCGUACUCAUGUCGGAGCAUGCAAUCCAACCAUAUCCCAUACCUAUCAUUAACGGGUUCCGUACCACCAAGGAUGCAUUCCUUGAUACUCAGGCUAUACAAGCUGCCGUUCAAAAAGAGGAUACUCCUGAAAUCUUCCGUGUAUCGGCUCGCAGAGCAAGUCAGGUUCCAGCAGUAGCUUUCCUGGUGAAUUGCUUGUCUAAAGCACUACCGAGUAUCAGGGACGUAUACUUCUGUCAAGGAGGUGUAAGAGAAGGCAUGUAUUUCGCCGAGAUGAACCCAGCAAACUGGUCGGACUGGCCCUUAGUGGCUGCCACAAGAUCGCAUGCCAAGCCGUCGAGCCAUGAGUUUGUGGAAGUUUUGCAAAGAGCCAGUAUGUCUAUGCCAACAGCGUCGCACCAAGAAUUGUUCAGCAUCGGUAUGACGAGAGCAUUCGCCUAUACUAUGUUUGCACACAUGGCUCAAGUCAAGGAUCUGCGAGCUGGAUCUGCGCUUCGAAGCACUACCACCGGAUUGUUUUCCGCCGCACAUGGUUUGAGUCACGAAGACCGCGCGAUACUUGCCAUCUUCCUCUGCGAGCGCUAUGGCGGUUACAGUUCAAUAAGUCCUACGGAGCAGGACUUCUACCGCCGAAUGCUGCAACUCGUGCCAGGACACUUGCAAUGGUGGUGCAUGUAUACUGGUCGCGUUGCUGCAGUUUUGGCCAGCAUAUAUCCUGCGGGUGUGGUUCGGGAGAAGAGAGUGGAACUGACUUCCCAAUGGACGACGACAAAGAAAGGAAACGAGAAGUUGUGUGUAGACUUCAAGUUUAGUAAGGAACCGGAUGAACUUGACGAAGGGCUCAAUGCAGCACUGAGAAAGGUGGAAAAGGCGGGAAAGAAGAAGAGCUGGAUAGGAGGACGCGGAUACAAAGUGGUUUUGACGAUCAAUGGCAAGGAAUACAGUGAGGAUGAUUAA
Messenger RNA from Alternaria burnsii, 3465 nucleotides. Its product is annotated as rft-1-domain-containing protein. The record is from RefSeq and is a predicted model, not a curated record. The annotation marks the transcript as partial. The transcript is spliced from 3 exons. Gene Ontology annotation, biological process: dolichol-linked oligosaccharide biosynthetic process; glycolipid translocation. Gene Ontology annotation, cellular component: endoplasmic reticulum membrane. NCBI's taxonomy places the organism in Eukaryota, Fungi, Ascomycota, Dothideomycetes, Pleosporales, Pleosporaceae.